AUGAAUAGUGUCACUAAUCCAGAGAUUAUGCCGAAAAAGGAAGAGCCAAAGCAAAAUGAAACAGAAGCAGAAACAGAAAACAAAUUAUCAACAGCUGACUUGAAAAACGGCAAAAGUGUUAGUGAUUCUGAAAAACAAAAUGAUUUAGAAGGACAAACUUCUCAAGAUUCACCUUAUUGUGCCUUAUCUUUGAAAAGGAAAACAAUUAUUAUUGGUAUUGUCACUAUAGCUGGUUGUUUAGGUCCUAUUUCAGGAAACAUUUAUAUUCCUAUUUUACCUCAAUUAGAGAAUGAAUUUCACGUUUCGACUCAAGUGAUCAACGGAACAGUAUCGGCAUUUAUGUUUGUAUUUGCCAUAGCACCAUUGAUUUGGGCAUCCUGGGCCGAUUAUGGUGGGAGGAAAACCCUAUAUUUGAUACCAUUAAUAUUCUUCAUAUUGGCUAAUAUAUUGUUGGCAGCAACUCCAGCAAACAUCGUUGGAUUAUACAUUUUGCGAGUUUUACAAGCAUUUGGAGCAUCAAGUGUUAUAUCAGUUGGUGCUGGGACCGUUGCUGAUAUUAUAGAGCCAAAACAUAGAGCCAAGGCCAUAUCGGUAUUUAUGUGGGGUCCUCAGUUGGGUCCAGUAUUGGGACCCGUAUUGUCAAUCAUUGCCUCUAAAGGACAAUGGAGAUGGAUAUUUGGUUUUUUAGCGCUUUUCGGCUUUGCAGUAUAUUUGAUGAUUUUAUUCUUCUUACCAGAAACUUUAAGAUAUCUUGUUGGUAAUUGUGCCUGCUAUAAAGAUACUUCAAUUAUUGUCAAGCCACAUUUGCGACAAAAGAAAAUUGUUGAAGGAUAUCCCGUUCCUCCAAAACCAAGUUUCAAAAAUUAUUGGAUCUUGAUAAAAUUCAAACCAGUUUUGUUGUGUUCAAUUAACUCGGGAUUACUAUUUGCAACAUUUUAUGGAUUAAUGGUGACUUUUGCCCAUGUUUUGAAAAUUGAGUAUUCAUUUACUGAUGCACAAAUCAGUGCUAGCUAUCUCUGUCCCGGUAUCUCUUUAAUAAUAGGUUCCACGAUUGGUGGUUGGGCUUCUGAUAAAAUACGAGCGGAAAUAAUCAAACAUAAUCCUGACAUAUAUGUUCCCGAAUACCGGUUCUCAUUACAAUUUUUGGGAUUAAUAAUAUCUAUGACUGGUGUGAUUGGCUACGGGUGGACAGUCCAUAAACAUACAAAUGUAGUUGCUGUAUUCAUAUUUACUUUUUUGGGCGGUUUUGGCAUGACAUGGGUAUUUGUUGCAAAUACCACUUAUUUGACAGAAUGCACUACUGGACAGCCAGCAACAAAUGUUGCAAUUGGCAAUUUUGCACGAAACAUAUCUGCUACCAUAUGCACGGCAAUAAUAGACCCACUUAUUUCUUCCAUGGGAUUUGGUUGGUGUUUAACUGGAUUAGGUUUAACCAAUAUAUUGGGAAUUGUAUUUGUAGUUAUCUUAUUAAAAUGGGGACCAAGCUGGAGACGACAAUUUCUAAAUAAAAGUACGUAG
This is a messenger RNA of Candida albicans SC5314, 1518 nucleotides long. RefSeq lists its product as uncharacterized. Gene Ontology annotation, molecular function: amine transmembrane transporter activity. Gene Ontology annotation, biological process: transmembrane transport; amine transport. Lineage: Eukaryota; Fungi; Ascomycota; Pichiomycetes; Serinales; Debaryomycetaceae. Bases 1 to 1518 code for a protein of 505 amino acids. The record is from RefSeq and is a predicted model, not a curated record. The transcript has a single exon.